This is a messenger RNA of Truncatella angustata, 1360 nucleotides long. Its product is annotated as checkpoint protein Hus1/Mec3. The transcript is spliced from 2 exons. Gene Ontology annotation, biological process: meiotic DNA integrity checkpoint signaling; telomere maintenance; double-strand break repair via homologous recombination. Lineage: Eukaryota; Fungi; Ascomycota; Sordariomycetes; Amphisphaeriales; Sporocadaceae. The record is from RefSeq and is a predicted model, not a curated record. Gene Ontology annotation, cellular component: nucleolus; site of double-strand break; checkpoint clamp complex. Bases 18 to 1016 code for a protein of 332 amino acids.
GACCAGGGAUCGCAAGUAUGGGCGUAAGUCUUGCAGGCAUUCGUAUCUCCCCUGUAUGGCUGCCUCAGUUUUCUGACUUCAUGUCGUUGUCUAGCUCUCUUUCCAUGGACCACAUCUUCGACUCGUACCAGCUCCAGUCCGCCGAGCCCUCCAAUACCAUCAACCUCGAGCUGCCAUUGCUGCCUCUGCAGCGCGCCCUCAAAUCUGCAGCCAACGGAACGUCAGCUUCUCUGCGUCUGACCAAGAAAGACGGCAUUCCCCUGCUAUCCAUGACCAUCACCACCUCAACCACCAGCAAGAACGACGGCGGCCCUUCGCGCUUCGGACAUAACAAACGAAACCCCCUCAAUGCGCAAGGCGUCCUUGACGGCGACGACGAUGACGGCAUCUUCAACAUCGAGCCGUUGGAGACCCAUCUCAACCGCGAGCGCGAGAAGAUCAUCACCCAAGACAUCCCCGUUCGUGUCCUGCACCCUGAGCAUGUGGAGAUGAUCAUGCAGCCCAAGGUUCGCGAGCCAGAUGUGCAUAUCCAGCUGCCGCCCCUGAUGUCUCUCAAGGCCAUUUCAGACCGUUUCACCAAGCUCGCAGUUGCGGCACGCGUGGGAUCGGGAACCAAUGCCAACAACAGUACUAUCUCAUCCUACUCGCCUAAGCUGGAAAUCGCCGCGAACAUGCACGGAAGCCUGAGAUUAAGCCUCAACACAGAUACUCUUGAUGUCGCGAGCCAAUGGGAUAAUCUAGAGAAUCCCGAGUUGGAUCCUCGUCAGCUUGGUUGCCCGAUUGAGGAGCAUCCUUCAACCAAGUUUCGUGAGGAGGGCCCAGAUAAGUGGGCGACUGUUCGUGUCGAUGGUAAGGACUGGAGUAAGGUGCUCAGUGUCGGACGGUUGGAGGGAAGAGUCAUUGCGUGUUUUGCGGACGAGCAUGCGUUGAUUUUGUAUGUAUACGUGCCGCAGUAUGAUGAUGUGGGUGCCGAGGAUAGUGUUGUGACGUACUACGUUUCCUCGUAUAGCGUGUGAUGAACAGCUGGCAGUCAUGCCAAUUGUCAUCAAAGCUUCAACUAAAUUAUCAGCUAUGCGUUUGUUACACGACAUCAUGAAUCACAAGAGAUUACAGGAUUACGAUACCGCAUUGCAAGGCGUUCGAUCAUAGACAUUACCUGGGCGUCAGUAGAUGCGAAUAAAUUGUGGACAUUCCAAGGAUUGCGACCUUAAAACCAAUAACAAUACCGUUCAGAAUAGCAGAUCGAGGCUGGGUUUCUGAUAUGAUAGGUAUACUCGUUAUAUUUCCCAAAGCAUGGAGAGAUAGUACAAAGCUCCGCCACGUUGUGGAACUCAAUUAAGCACUUAUAAAUUCCCGCAAA